AUGAUAACCUUCAAAAUUUUGAUAAUAUUCAAGGUAUCCCAAUUUUUAACAUUUAGUCAUAAAGCGAAAUCUACCCUGGAUAAUAAUAAUGUAGGAAAAGCUAUAAUAUCUUUGGAACCACACUCUUUUUUUAACGAGAGUUUUGUGCAUAUAACUAUUAGAAAAUGUAAACUCCAAACAAUUGAUGAUGAGGCUUUUAAAGACAUCCACGUACAAAAAAUAAUCAUUAGCAAUAAUCCUUUAAAAGAACUAAAGAAAAACAUGUUUGUUAAUAUUUGUGUCAACGAAUUUUUUUUAUCUAGAAAUAAUAUUAAAACCAUCGAACCUGGCACAUUCCAAACAGUGAAACCAUUUGGAGUCGAAUAUAUGGAAAUAUUAUCUCUUAGUUUCAAUAAGCUGGAUGUUGUAGAAAAAGGACAAUUCAAUGGUUUAAAGGUACGUGUUCUCGAAUUGGACCAUAAUAAAAUAAAGUUCAUUGAAGCGGGAUCUUUUUCCAACAUGCCACAUCUUGCAGAUCUAGAAAUGAUCGGAAACAAAUUAAAAAGAAUCGAUACUGGUAUAUUUGACAAUAUGCCCAAUAUGAUUAUAAUGCAUUUGGCCAAUAAUAAUAUUGAAUAUAUUGAUCCUUAUGCGUUUGAAAAUACUACAAGUGUUACUCUGUUUUUAAAAUAUAAUAAAUGUAGUAAGCUUAAUAAAGAGUAUUUUAAGAAUAGUAACAUUGAAUGGAUAUUUGCAUAA
Molecule: messenger RNA, 738 nt
Organism: Diabrotica balteata
Lineage: Eukaryota; Metazoa; Arthropoda; Insecta; Coleoptera; Chrysomelidae
Source: the annotation of a GenBank genome assembly